Messenger RNA from Penicillium paradoxum, 1161 nucleotides. Its product is annotated as NAD(P)/FAD-dependent oxidoreductase. Bases 1 to 1161 code for a protein of 386 amino acids. Gene Ontology annotation, molecular function: oxidoreductase activity. The transcript has 3 exons. The record is from RefSeq and is a predicted model, not a curated record. NCBI's taxonomy places the organism in Eukaryota, Fungi, Ascomycota, Eurotiomycetes, Eurotiales, Aspergillaceae.
AUGGUUUUCAGCAAGGCAACUUUCGCAUCGGCCUUCGUCUCUCUGCUGGCAUGCGCCACUGCGGUAGAAGUGCCCACCACCGAUUAUGACGUUAUCGUGGUUGGUGGCGGUCCUGCGGGACUGAGUGCCCUCAGUGGUGUUGCUCGUGUCCGCAGAACCGCUCUGUUGAUCGACAGCGAGGAGUACCGCAAUGCUCCCACCCGUGAAAUGCACGAUGUGAUUGGUAACGAUGGCACUCCACCAGCUGCUUUCCGGACUCUUGCGCGUGAGCAGAUCUUGAAGUAUGAUACUGCCCACAUAACCAAUGAGACUGUGGAAUCAAUUGUUCCUCUUGGGCAGGGAGAUUUCUCUUCCUUCACUGUGACCGACAGCCAGGGGAAGAACUAUACGGCUCGCAAGAUCGUCCUUGGCACUGGUGUGCGUGAUGUUCUUCCUGCAACUCCGGGCCUUCAGGAGGGAUGGGGCAAGGGUAUCUUCUGGUGCCCCUGGUGCGACGGAUUUGAACAUCGGGAUCAGCCAUUCGGAAUGAUCGGCGAUAUCAGUGAUAUGCUGAGCAACGUCUUGGAGACUCACACUCUGUAUGACGAUAUCAUUGCCUUUGUGAACGGCUCGCAGACUGCUGAAGGCGAAGCUCGCGCAUCUGCCAAGGUUCCUGACUGGAAAGAGCAGCUUGCCGCUUGGAACACCACCAUCGACAACCGCACCAUUUCUUCCAUUGAGCGUCUCCAGGACGGCGGCAAGAAUCGGGAUGAGAAUGCUCAUGCCCAAUUCGACAAGUUCCGUCUUCACUUCACCACCGGCGAGCCCGUCGAGCGCAAUGCUUUGAUUGUCAACUUCCCUACUGAACAGACCUCUUCCCUUCCGGCCAAGAUGAACCUGCAGAUCGUCGACAACAAGAUCAAUGUCACCAGUGGUAUGCGCACCAGUGAGACUGGCGUCUUUGCAGUCGGUGAUGCCAACAGUGACGGCAGCACCAACGUCCCUCACGCUAUGUUCUCAGGCAAGAAGGCUGCCGUCUUCCUUCAUGUCGAGCUUUCCCGGGAGGAAUCGAAGUCGAAGCUCUCCAAGCGUUCCAAUCUCUCCCGGCGCGAGCUUGAGCAGGAGGCUGAGGAUGCUAUUGGCGACAACCUUGACAAGGAAUGGAAGUGUGCUCAGGAGUAA